Molecule: messenger RNA, 1909 nt
Organism: Paramecium sonneborni
Lineage: Eukaryota; Ciliophora; Oligohymenophorea; Peniculida; Parameciidae
Source: the annotation of a GenBank genome assembly
AUGAAUACAAUUGUUCUUAAAUUAUUUCGCUUAGCUAAGAUGGGAUAAAAAGAGGAAUUCUUGAACUUAAUCUAAUUCAAAGGAAUAAUGAAUAAAUUGUAAUAUUUAAAUGGAAAAUAAUUAUCUAUGAUAAUAUAUGCCUAUCAAAAAUUAAAAUUGAUGAAUUAAGAAACAUAAUAAGAAUUUGAAUAAUUGUAUUUGAAAAGUGUUAAAAAAUUAAAUGUUCAUGAUCAUGUAAUGUGUGGUUGGUCUCUAAAAAAUACUUAAAAUAAAGAAGUAUAAAAUACUUUAAUUUAAUCAUUUCAUGAAAAUUGGAUCUAAAUUAAACAAAUGUAAUAAACAAAAGCUAAUAUUGGGUUAAUUGCUUAUUUAGCUGCAAAUGAAAAAAAUCCUGAAGAUCCAAUUUGGAAAUAGAUUGAAGAAGUAUUUUAUGAAACUAUGGAAUUCUAAGAUUAAAAAAAUUUUAUGAUAAUUCUUUAUGCUUUUUCUAAAGUUUAACCAAAAAGUGAUUCAAUUUGGAUAUAACUUGAGAAAUAUAUUUGGGGUUAAGGAUUUGAUUAAUUCUCUAGAAGAAAUCAAAUUCUUAUGGUUUAUUCAUUUGCUAAAGUUUCUAAAGGUUCGAUUCAAUUUUGGGAAUUAGCAACAAAAUAAAUCUAAAAUCUCAAAUUUUAAUAUUCAGAUGAUAUUUCAUUUUGUAUUUGGGCUUUUGCUAAAAUGAAUAUUAAUAAUGUAUAAUUUUGGGAGAAGAUGAUCAAUAAAUAAGUUUAGAUAUGGGAUAAAGUAACUUUAGCAGAUAUUGAAAAUACAACAUGGGCUUUAGAAAAAGUUUUAUUGACAAACUAAAAUAUUUGGAAUUAAGUCUUAUAAAAAUAAGUUUCUGAUUAACAAUCUAUUUCGUUAAAAUAUAAUGAAUUCGAUGAAAUUCUCACUAUUGGAAAAAGAUUACAUAAUUUGAAAAUGGAUUAGAGUCCAUUAUUCGUAUCUCUAUAAAAAAAAAUUAAAAAUUUGUUAUCUGAGAAAAAAGUAAAUUUUUGUACUUUGCAUCGACUACAUUUUUUGUCAGUUUUUAUUGAAAAAGAUAAUAAUAUUUAUGAUGAAAGCUUAAUAUAAUAAUUAAUUAUAAGUCUUAAUUAAAAUUAAUCAUAUAAUUCUAACCUUAAUUUACUAAAUAGUUUAACAUUGCUUUUAUAGAACUAAACUUUAGCAAAAUUAUAAAUAAAUAAUAAACUUCAAGAAGUAAUUAAUAAAUGUUUUACUAAUAUGCAGUUUCUUGAUUUUAAAUCUACGAUAGAUUAAGAAAAAUAUUUUUGGAUUGGAUCUUAUCUCCUUGAAUGUAAAUAAGAUUAGAUUAUGCCAUUAUUUGCAUCUGAAAAAAUGUAUGAGAAAGUAGAACAUAAUAUAUCUCAUUUAUGUAGUUUAAUUAAGAUUUUAUCAAAAUAUGAAAAUGGUUAAGAUUUUUUUAAUAGAUUAAGAAGAUAUGAUAAUCCAAAACCUGAUGUUUUUUUGAGUUUAUUUUUCAAUAUGAUUCAUAAAUAUGGAUAUUUAAUCCCUUAAGAAAAAUACCAGAAAAUUAGAAAUAUGUUAAAAUCAAUUAGUUAAACAAAACAGAAAAUGGAAAUUUAAAAUAAAUUUAUUGAUUUUAUUUUAAUUAAGAACAAUAAUAUAGUAGAAGAUAUUAAUGAAUUGUUAAAAAUAUAGAUAUAAGAUUAUUUAUAAUAAUAUUAAAAUGUUAUUGAAGUAAUUUAUUAAAUAAAAUAUUAUCUAGGUAGAUUUGUAAAAAAUAUUAUAAGAAUAAGUGAGUAAAUAAAGAUUAGAGUUCUAAUAGUAGAUUGAUUUAAAAAACCAUAAAUUUAUAGAUAUUGUAAAUAUUGACAUUUAAGGAUAAAUUGAAGAAGACAACUAAAAAUGA